Messenger RNA from Tachysurus fulvidraco (yellow catfish), 3456 nucleotides. RefSeq names its product StAR-related lipid transfer (START) domain containing 3 (gene stard3). Gene Ontology annotation, molecular function: cholesterol binding; cholesterol transfer activity. Gene Ontology annotation, cellular component: late endosome. The transcript is spliced from 16 exons. The coding region runs from base 265 to 1593 and encodes 442 amino acids. Lineage: Eukaryota; Metazoa; Chordata; Actinopteri; Siluriformes; Bagridae. The record is from RefSeq and is a predicted model, not a curated record.
UGUCUAAAAUGACUUACUUGUUAAAGGGAGACAUUCUGAACAGAUUUAUAAAUAAAUUAGCUGAUGUCUUGUGAACAUUAACAGAGUUCGUUAGUUGAUAGAUUUACCUCAGAAAGGCGAGUUAUUUAUUCAGCUCGCGCGACCGGCGCACAAUCUCAGAUAUAUACAUCAUCGAUACCGGAAGUGAUAUCGCGGUUUCGGUAUAUACAUUGAUGACGUUUUCAGAAUUCCAUUCGGUUUUGUUGCUUAUUGUCGCUGUGAGGAAUGCCGAGCGGUGUGGAGUACGGAGAGUUGGGGGAGAGUCUGCCUGCCAUCUCCACUCUCAACUCCUUCUCACAGGCAUCUCUGUCACACUCGAGUCAUUACCUCCCUCUGCCCCCUACUGAGAGGAGAAGCAUCUCAGACGUCCGUCGCACCUUUUGCCUCUUUGUGACCUUUGACCUCCUCUUUGUGUCUCUACUAUGGAUCAUCGAGCUGAAUAUCAAUAAGAGUAUUUGGCUGAAUCUGGAGAAGGAAGUCGUUCGCUACGAUUUCAGAUCCUCCUUCUUCGAUAUAUUUCUGCUGGGGGUUUUCAGGUUUUUGUGUUUACAGAUUGCUUAUGCUGCUUUCAAACUGAGACACUGGUGGGUCAUUGCGAUCACAACUCUGGUGACGAGCGCCUUCCUUAUUGUUAAAGUCAUUCUUUCAGAUUUAUUUACAGAGAAUGCUUUUGGUUAUGUUCUCCCCAUCACCUCCUUUAUCAUGGCCUGGCUGGAAACCUGGUUCCUCGACUUCAAGGUGCUCACUCAGGAAGCAGAGGAUGAGAGAGCAUACCUGGCGGCAGUGAACGCAGCGUGUGAAAGCGGUCGUCUGUUUUACCCCCGUGCCGUCUCAGAUGGACAGUUUUACUCCCCACCAGAGUCACUUGCAGGUUCUGAUGAAGAUCUUGAUGAAGAAGGUCUGGGCAGAAGAGCAGUGACUGCACAGGAGAAGGAGUAUGUACAACAGGGUCGCGAGGCGAUGACAAUAGUGGAGCAGAUCCUCACACAGGAGGAAAACUGGAAAUUUGAGAAGAAUAAUGAUAUUGGUGACUGUGUUUAUACACUGGAAAUUCCUUAUCAUGGAAAAACCUUCAUUCUAAAGGCUUUACUGCAGUGUCCAGCUGAGUUGGUUUAUCAGGAAGUAAUUCUGCAGCCAGAGAAGAUGGUGCAGUGGAACAGAACAAUCUCAGCGUGUCAGAUAUUACAGAGGGUGGAUGAUAACACGAGUGUGUCGUAUGAUGUGUCUGCAGGAGCAGCAGGAGGAGUCGUGUCCUCCAGGGACUUUGUGAAUGUACGCAGAGUGGAGAGGAAGCGAGAUUGUUAUGUUUCUGCUGGAAUGUCCACUGUUCAUUGCUCUAAACCCCCUCACCAUCGCUACGUCCGAGGUGAAAACGGUCCUGGUGGGUUUGUGGUGUUGAAGUCCAGCUCUAAUCCCUCAGUCUGUACCUUCAUCUGGGUUCUGAACACUGACCUCAAGGGUCGACUUCCUCGUUAUCUGAUCCAUCAGUCUCUGGCUGCCACCAUGUUUGAGUUCAUGUCUCACCUCCGACAGCGCAUCGCUUCUCUCCGCUAAACCAGACCAGGAGGCAUGACACACGCAGACUCACACACACACACACACACACACACACACACACACACACACACACACACACACACACACACACACACACACACACACACACACACACUCUCUCUCUCUGACUUUAAUGAGGCAGGAAGAAACUGUGAAGACUGCAUACAAACAUGAAGGAACAUUUCUCACCAUCUUCUUUUCUUUGGUUGAAUAAAUCUGAUUACUGCAGUGUGUGUGCAGGUGUGUGUGUGUGUGUGUGUGUGUGUGCAGGUGUAUGUGCAGGUGUGUGUGUGCGCACAGGAAGAGUCCUGCUGCGAUAGAUUGUGUUUCAUUAUUAUUAUUAUUAUUAUUAUUAUUAUUAUUAUUAUUAUUAUUAUUAUUAUUAUUAUUAUGUAAUCUACAGUAGACAGUUAUUUAAAAGUAAAUAAAUUUGGGAAAGUAAAAUAAAGGCUGUUUACAUAUUUUACUAAUUUCCCUCAGAAUUUGCAAAAUAAAUACUGUAGAGUUAUUAAAAAUUAAUAAUUCAUCAAUUAUUUGUAAGGUUUUAUUUUCACAUAUUUUUUGAAGAACUUAAAAAUAUGAAACAAUUAACACUAAUAAUAAUAAUAGUAAUAUGAUGAUGAUGAUGAGGAUUAUGCUUAUCUUUUUUCUUUCCUGUUUUAUUCCUUAUUCACUUGUUAGUCUUUAAAUCAGAUCUACAUUAACACACCGUACUGUGACCGCAGCUCCAGUUACAUAACCGACUUGCCAUAAUUCCUUGUUGAGAUUUUAUUCCUUUUGUUUAUUUGAUUUGUUCUGAACGACAUCGUGACCUCCAGCUCGUCCUCGGUGACAGAAACCUGCACUUUCUUACUUUUACUCUAAUAAACUGGAAUGAUUCUGGAAUGAGAAAUGUCUCGUCAGUAAUUAUAUGUAAUAGGACUCGGGCCUUAACUGAACUACACAGGACUUAAACAGUAACAGUGCCUUAAUCAUUCCAUGUUAAACAGUCGCCAUUUUUGAUUGAUGAACAGAGAAGUUUCAUCACUGACUGCACGACCGAUCUGUCAUCAGAUUACACCUCAGAUUAAUUAAGGCCACUAGGAGGCGUUUCUGCUACAGCAGAUUAUCACACACUGAUGCCGGCCUUCUGCACGAGUGUCGUGACUUCAAUACAUUCUGAUUGGCUGAGAGCAGCAAGGUGGAAAAGAUGUACAGAGUAACGGACCAGGAGACGAUGGAGCAUCAGUGUGAGGACUGUGUGAACGCUGGAGCUUCAGUUCAUCAGAUGAGGAAUCUGCUGUAUGUUUGAUGAUGAUCCUGUGUGUUUAUCACACAGUAAUGAAACAGAAAGUCCGGCUCGAUUCAGCUUCGUUACUGAGAAUCAGAUCAAUGUUUUAUAGCUCAGAAAAUAAAAUAGAAUAAAAGCAGCUCUUGCUGUAAAUCUCCUGUUCACAAUAAACUGAAACAUUGAUGUGUUUCCUCACAGGAUCGUGAUCUACAUCAUGUAUAACAAUGCACCCUGUGGGGGGGUGGGUGGGGGUUUGUGUAUUUUGUAUAUCGUGUGCCUUUUCAUGCUGAAAUCUCUCUCUCUCUCUCUCUCUCUCUCUCUCUCUCUCUCUCUCUCUCUCUCUCACACACACACACACACACACACACACACAUUCAGCACGUUUGUUCUUUUUUAUGCUCUAAUGUUUUCUCACAUUACACCUUUUAAUUUGAUUUGAACCCAAUGUUUAUGCUUUCUGGUGUGUUUACUGUAUUCUUACAGACUGUAGAUGAUGAGACCAGGUCCUGAAACUGUAAUAUAUGAAGUAUUAUCUGAAGGAGCUCUUGGACUGAACUGUACUGCUAAUAAAACUAACAUGGUAAAAACUC